Anoplopoma fimbria (sablefish) is the source of this 678-nucleotide messenger RNA. RefSeq names its product succinate dehydrogenase complex, subunit C, integral membrane protein (gene sdhc). The transcript is spliced from 6 exons. Gene Ontology annotation, biological process: tricarboxylic acid cycle; mitochondrial electron transport, succinate to ubiquinone. NCBI's taxonomy places the organism in Eukaryota, Metazoa, Chordata, Actinopteri, Perciformes, Anoplopomatidae. Gene Ontology annotation, molecular function: electron transfer activity; succinate dehydrogenase activity. The record is from RefSeq and is a predicted model, not a curated record. Bases 37 to 549 code for a protein of 170 amino acids. Gene Ontology annotation, cellular component: membrane.
UCCGCAUACGUCACUUCCGCUCACCGCUUGUCAAACAUGGCGCUGCUCCUAAGGACGUUGGCCCGCCAGGGUGUCUGUCUCUCCAGACCACACUAUGGUGUCUUCUUCAGACAUGCUGCUCCAAUGGGAACCACAGCUAAGGAUGAGAUGAACAAGUUCUGGGCCAAAAAUGCCAAAUUAAGCAGACCCAUGUCUCCUCAUAUCACCAUUUAUAAAUGGUCCGUCCCCAUGCUGAUGUCCAUCACAUUCAGAGGAACUGGAGUGGGGCUCAGUGGAGCUAUCUCGGCCUUUGCCUUGGCAGCGCUGGUAUUACCCGAAAGUUACCCCCACUACCUGGACCUGAUCCACUCGCUUUCCGUCGGGCCCUAUCUCCUCGGGUUUGCCAAAUUCGGCAUCACCUUCCCUGUAUCUUACCACACCUACAACGGCAUCCGCCACUUGUGGUGGGACCUUGGCAAGGGCUUCAGAAUCCCAGAAGUCUACCGCACUGGCUACACAGUUAUCGGUCUGUCCAUCAUCACCUCCCUAGCGGUGGCUUUCCUCCUCUGAGCAGAAAGGAGAGGAGCUGGAAGGGAAUGUGGACUUAUAUUCACUGUGGGAGUUUUGUGUGUCUAUGUUGUGGCCUACUGCAGGCACUAUUUCGUCAAAGUAUUAAAUAAAGGAUUAUAUUAUACUGUA